Molecule: messenger RNA, 2752 nt
Organism: Zingiber officinale
Lineage: Eukaryota; Viridiplantae; Streptophyta; Magnoliopsida; Zingiberales; Zingiberaceae
Product: alpha-L-fucosidase 2-like
Exons: 10
Coding region: 83-2608 (841 amino acids)
Biological process (GO): carbohydrate metabolic process
Molecular function (GO): alpha-L-fucosidase activity
Source: RefSeq, a predicted model, not a curated record
AACAGUCGCACGCUGCACCUCCCUCUGCGUGUUUGUUUCUUUUGUACCCUUCUCGCUGCGAAACUUCACGUGACUGUCUGUGAUGGAUGCAGACGACGGCGAAUGGGUGUGGGUGGGCCGGCCGGCCGAGCCGGAGGCAGCGGCAUGGUGGAGCGCCGCCACCGCCGCCGUCGGGCUAGAGAACGAGGACGACUGCGCGCUCAAGGUGGUCUUCGCAGCGCCUGCCCCACACUGGACCGACGCCGCGCCUCUCGGGAACGGCCGACUCGGCGCCAUGGUUUGGGGAGGCGUCGCGACCGAGACCAUCCAACUCAACCAUGAUACGCUGUGGACGGGGGUGCCUGGCAAUUACUCAAACCCUAAUGCGCCUGCUGUUCUUUCCAACGUCAGAACGCUGGUCGACAAUGGAGACUACACCGCAGCCUCGACAGCUGCCUUGGGCUUGUCUGGUCUUCCCUCUGAUGUCUACCAGCCUCUCGGUGACAUAAAUCUAGAGUUUGGAGAUACCGAUACUGCUUAUACUGCAUAUUACAGAGAUAUUGAUUUGAAGUCUGCAACAGUCAAUGUCAAAUAUGCCAUAGAGGAUGUGGAGUUUACGAGGGAGCAUUUUGCUUCCAAUCCACAUCAAGUAGUCGUUGCAAAAUUCUCGGCAAAUAAAGCAGGCUCAAUUUCUUUCACAGUUUAUCUGGACAGCAAAUUGCAUCAUCUUUCACGUAUAAGUGGGACAAAUGUGCUAAUCAUGGAAGGUAGUUGUUCUGGGAAAAGAAUUGCACCUAAAGAAUGCACCUCAGAGAAUCUGAGUGGAAUUAAGUUCUCAGCAGUUCUGGAUCUGCAGUUGGGUGGUGAUAGUUGUAAGAUAGGUGCUAUUGGUGAUAGGAAAUUGAAAAUUGAAGGUGCAGAUUGGGUUGUUUUGCUUCUUGCAGCUGCUUCCUCAUUUGAAGGGCCAUUUACUAAGCCUUCAGAUUCAAGAACAGAUCCUACAUCUACUGCCUUAAGCACAAUAAAUUCAAUUAGGAACAUGUCUUACUCUCAGCUAUAUGCCUCUCAUUUGGAUGAUUAUCAAAGUCUUUUCAAUCGCGUUGCAUUGCAGUUGUCAAAAGGGCAUAUAAGGGACUCUGAUGUGAACAAAGAACAACUGGAAAGAUCUUCAAACUUGGUUUCAUCGGUGAUUUCAACAGCUGAAAGAGUGAAAUCUUUUAAAAAUGAUGAAGAUCCUUCUUUGGUUCAACUUCUAUUCAAUUAUGGUCGUUAUCUGCUUAUCUCUUGUUCAAGGUCCGGAACUCAGAUUGCAAAUUUGCAAGGAAUAUGGAACAAGGACCUUGAGCCAGCUUGGGAUUCAGCUCCUCAUUUGAACAUCAAUCUGCAAAUGAAUUAUUGGCCAUCUCUUCCUUGCAACCUUAGCGAGUGCCAAGAACCACUGUUUGAUUUUAUUGCUUCCCUUGCAGUUAAUGGGAGUAAAACAGCAAAAGUCAAUUACCAAGCUGAUGGUUGGGUGGCUCAUCAAGUCACAGACAUAUGGGCAAAAUCAUCUCCUGAUCGUGGUGAUCCUGUUUGGGCUUUCUGGCCGAUGGGUGGGGCUUGGAUUUGCACACAUCUGUGGGAACAUUACAGGUUCUCAAUGGAUAAAGUGUUUUUACAACAGACAGCAUUCCCUCUUAUGAAAGAAUGUGCUUCAUUUCUCUUGGACUGGUUGAUCAAGGGUCGUGGAAGAUAUCUGGAAACAAAUCCUUCUACUUCUCCAGAACAUUCUUUUAUUGCUCCAGAUGGUAAGACUGCUAGUGUUAGCUAUUCAUCGACCAUGGACAUUGCCAUCAUCAAGGAAGUCUUUCUGGCAGUCGUCUCUUCUGCAGAGAUAUUGGGGAAUUCAGAUAGUGAAUUCAUCCAGCAGAUUGUGAAGUCACUUUCACAGCUACCCCCGACUAGAAUUGCUAGAGAUGGCACAAUCAUGGAAUGGGCACAAGAUUUCGAGGAUCCAGAUGUCCAUCAUCGGCAUGUUUCACACUUAUUUGGUCUUUUCCCUGGUCAUACAAUAACAAUAGAACAAACACCUGAGUUGUGCAAAGCUGCUUCUAACAGCCUUUACAAAAGAGGUGAUGUUGGUCCUGGGUGGUCCACCACAUGGAAAAUGGCUUUACAGGCUCGCCUUCGCAACAGUGAACACGCAUACAAGUUGAUGAAGCAGCUGAUCGUAUUGGUUGAUCCUGAUCAUGAAGCUGAUUACGAAGGAGGAUUCUACAGUAACUUGUUCACUGCACACCCUCCAUUCCAGAUUGAUGCAAAUUUUGGUCUCCCAGCUGCAAUCGCUGAGAUGCUAGUACAAAGCACAGAUCAAGACUUGUAUUUACUUCCUGCGCUCCCGCAAAACAAGUGGCCAACUGGUUACGUUAGAGGAUUGAAGGCUCGAGGUGGUAUGAUUGUUAACAUCUGCUGGAAGGAGGGGGAGCUGCAUGAGACCUGGUUUUGGAUUAAGAAUCAGAAUUCCAUCAGGCAAUUGCAUUACGAGGGACGGGUGACGACUGUAACACUCUAUCGUGGCAAAAUCUAUAGGCUCAACAAGCAUCUCAAAUGCUUGAAGACAUACCCUCUUGGAGAGGAAACGAUUUUGUGAUUUUGGGAUUAGUUUAAGGUGGAGUCAGAAAAUUGAGUCACACCAAAUCUACAAUACAGUAGUAGGAUUAUAUUUCUGCCUCCUCUACUCAUGACAUGACAUAUUUGGUUGGCAAUUAUAGGUUAAUGAUGAUGUUAUUUUGAU